Angiostrongylus costaricensis is the source of this 1128-nucleotide messenger RNA. The record is from the annotation of a GenBank genome assembly. NCBI's taxonomy places the organism in Eukaryota, Metazoa, Nematoda, Chromadorea, Rhabditida, Metastrongylidae.
AUGAGCGCUGAGGACAAGCCGUCAACUUCGAAGGACACAAAAAUGCCCGAAAAUGCAGCACCAUUUGUUAGCGCAGUGGAUGCAGCGGCCAGACAGGGAGAUCAGAUAGAGGUGUUGGCCAAGGAAGCUGAAGAACUGCGAAAGAAACUCGAUCAGGAGCGACAAAAACUUAACGACAUUCCAAUUCAACAAGCAGCGGAAAGGUUGGAUCCAUUGCCAAACCUUGGUAUUAAGCAACGGCGAAUCCUUAAAGGUCAUGCCGGCAAAGUACUUUGUAUGGAUUGGUCGCUCGACAAAAGGCAUAUUGUUAGCUCAUCACAGGAUGGUAAGGUGAUUGUUUGGGACGGUUUCACAACAAAUAAGGAACACGCCGUAACUAUGCCAACUACGUGGGUCAUGGCUUGCGCUUAUUCACCAAGUAGUCAGCUUAUCGCUUGCGGAGGAUUGGACAACAAAUGCAGCGUUUUCCCGUUAUCUUUCGAAGAUGACAUUUUGCAGAAAAAGCGGUGUGUAGCUACACACACCAGCUACAUGAGUUGUUGUAUGUUCUUACGUUCGGAUAAUCUAUUACUUACUGGAAGUGGCGACUCCACUUGUGCUAUUUGGGAUGUGGAAAGUGGACAGAUGAUUCAAAAUUUCCAUGGGCACACUGGAGACGUGUUUGCCAUCGAUGUUCCUAAAUGUGACACUGGUAACGUUUUCAUAUCAGCUGGAGCCGAUAAACACUCGCUUGUUUGGGAUAUUCGUACAGGCCAGUGUGUACAGUCUUUCGAAGGUCAUGAGGCGGAUAUUAACACUGUUCGAUUUCAUCCGAAUGGUGAUGCAUUUGCUACUGGAUCAGAUGAUGCUUCGUGUCGUCUGUUUGAUCUUCGAGCCGAUCGGCAAGUAUGUGUUUAUGAGAAAGAGUCAAUACUAUUUCCGGUUAAUGGCGUAGAUUUUAGCGUAAGCGGUCGUAUUCUCUUCGCUGGCUACGGUGAUUACCGUGUCGGAAUAUGGGACUCACUUAAAUGUGUUCGUCACUCGGUUCUCUACGGACACGAGAAUCGCAUUAGUUGUUUGCGAACAAGUCCUGAUGGCACAGCCAUAUGUUCUGCCAGUUGGGAUUGUACUAUAAGGAUCUGGGCAUAG